AUGCCGCGCCCUCGACUGCUGCCCAGCCAGCGCCGCCGGGCCGCCGAGGCGUGCAACUUUUGCCGCGAGGCCAAGAAGAAGUGCAGCGGCUCCGUCCCCUGCACGCACUGCCUGCGCCGGGGCAUCGCCGGCCAGUGCGCCAUCUCCUUCCGGCCCCGCGGCUCGCGCCCGCCGCCGCCGUUGGUGAACCCGAGCCCGGCACCCGCCGCGUCCUUGAACCAUGUGUAUAAGAGACAGUCCUUGAACCGUGCCGAUGCCGCCGCCGCCGCCGCAGUCUACGCCCGGCCGGGCCCCGUGUCCUCUUCCGUCAAGGUCCCGGCACCGGUCCCACCGCCGAGGCCGGCCCCGCCCACGGCCUUGACCCCGGCAUCCGGGCCGUCCCCCGGCCAUGCGACGGCCGAGACGACGGUCCGGCGCCAGGACGCCCCGUCGCCGCAUGUGUCGAGCCCCGUGAUGACGAGGGCCGCCGCCGUGCGAGGUCGUGACGCAUUCCGGCCACCACCAUCACCUGCGUCCGAGCCUCGUCCCAGUGUCGCCGCCGUCGCCAGUGAUGCCGGCGCACCGAGAGACCAGAGUCGUCCCUCGGACGCAUCCAUCGCCGCCAACCCACACUCGCGCAUGUUGCUAAACCUGCGAGGCGAGCGAGUCUACUUUGGCGGAGCGGCCUCCCUCUCGUUCCUGCAGGUCGUCCGGGGAAUGGUGGCCGACCAGAUCGGCCCCUCGCAAUUCUCCCACAAUGCCCAGAGCGAAACCAUGCUCGAGAAGGAGUCGCCGAGCUCGAGUAGGAGUUUGCCGGCGUCAAACGUGGUGGAACUCGACUCGGCGUCGAAGCUCGCCUUUUCCCGCUGCUACCGCGCCGUGACCGAAGGGUUCAUCGACGUGUUUGCGCCCUCGGAGCUCGAGGAGGCUUUCGUGAGAGGCCGAGAAGGCGGCGGCGUGAGAGUCAGUCCUCAGCGACGGGCGGCGCUGGACCUUGUCGUCGCCAUCGGCGCGCAGGUCAAGUCGGCGGCCACGGCCCGCGACGUUGGGCCUCAUUACUUUCGCCAGGCGCAGCGCCUCGCCUUUGACGGCAUGCUCGAGGACCCGGACAUUGACAUGGUCCGCUGCUUCCUCCUCAUGGCCUUUUACCUCCUCGGCGAGUGCCGCCGAAACGCCGCCUUUAUGUACCUGGGCAUCGCGACGCGAGCUGGUGUAGCCCUGGGCUUGCACAGUCGCGAGUCAUAUGGCGACAUGAAUGAUAGACAGGACAAUCUCAGGAUGCGGGUCUGGCUCAGCCUGCGCAUCGUCGACAUGCUCGCCAACUCCAUCCUCGGCCGGCCAGCUGCCACGGCGGGCUUGCACUCUGACAUCAACACCAUCAUCGACGACAUGGCAGGACAGGCGCAAGGCGACGAUGACAUGAGGCGACUUGUCGCAUCGCAUCAGAUCGUCUGCAUCAUCAACGGCAUUGUCGACACGCUCUACGACAAGAAGGAGCUUUCGGUGCCCGUGGUCGAGCAGUUCCUCGAUGAGAUUGAAACGUGGGCCAAGACCCUGCCGGAUUGCAUCCGCGGCACGUCUCUUCGCGGAGAUCUGGCCCCGGGGCCUAACGGACACAAAGGCACCAUCGGCAGCAUUCAUGUAUCCUGCCUGUACUACUUUGCCGUGACACUGGCCACGAGGCCGAUCCUGAUAUCGACGCUCACCGCGCCGCCGGCCAGUGGCGGACUGGCACAGUCGAAUUUGGCGUCUGCGUGCCUCGACGCCGCAGUGUUUCUAAGUCAGACGUGUGUCGAAGCACGCCGUGCCAACCUGCUGUACGGCAACAUGUGCAUCAUGAAGGCGCUCGUUUUCGCAGCCGGCCUUGUCCUCGGCUUCGAGAUCUUCGCCAAGCGAUCCAUCGACUACGACAUCGAGUCGGCCUUUGGCGGCGCGCGCGACGUGCUCAACUUCCUCGCGACACAGAGCCCGCAGGCCGCGCACUACUACGAGAUCCUGACGCUGCUGGCCAACGCGAUAGCAAAGCAGCGCGAGAAGAUUGCCUCAAAGGGCCGCAGCCGCUACGUGUCGCGGCUGUUCACCCUCGACGGCGGGGAUGCCGACGGGCGGGCGGACGCGGCAACUGGAGCGGACGGCGGCGAGAGAGGUGCCGAGUGGGUGCCGGGCGGCGCGGCGGCUGCGGCAGACUACACGGCUGAGCUGGGGGAAGAGGGUGUGAGUUGGAUGAGCGGGAGCCGCACCCCGGCGGGGGGCGAGGAGGUGUUUCUGGGCUGGGAUAGCCUGGAUAUUUCGCAGUGGGACAGCUUUCCGUUUAUUCCGUGA
Purpureocillium lilacinum is the source of this 2301-nucleotide messenger RNA. The record is from RefSeq and is a predicted model, not a curated record. Lineage: Eukaryota; Fungi; Ascomycota; Sordariomycetes; Hypocreales; Ophiocordycipitaceae.